This is a messenger RNA of Rana temporaria (common frog), 1470 nucleotides long. Its product is annotated as putative GPI-anchored protein pfl2. The transcript has 3 exons. Lineage: Eukaryota; Metazoa; Chordata; Amphibia; Anura; Ranidae. The record is from RefSeq and is a predicted model, not a curated record. The coding region runs from base 1 to 1470 and encodes 489 amino acids.
AUGGAAAUGUCAACAAAAUAUAAAGUUCUCACCCUGGAAAAUCUACUUUGUUCAUUUUUAUGCACCAACACCAACACCACCAACGCCACCAACACAACCAACACCACCAACACAACCAGCACCAACACCACCAACGCCACAAACACAACCAACACCACCAACACAACCAGCACCAACACCACCAACACAACCAGCACCAACACCAACACCACCAACGCCACCAACACAACCAACACCACCAACACAACCAGCACCAACACCACCAACGCCACAAACACAACCAACACCACCAACACAACCAGCACCAACACCACCAACACAACCAGCACCAACACCAACACCACCAACGCCACAAACACAACCAAUACCACCAACACAACCAAUACCACCAACACCACCAACGCCACCAACACAACCAACACAACCAACACCACCAACACCACCAACGCCACCAACACAACCAACACAACCAACACCACCAACACAACCAGCACCAACACCACCAACGCCACAAACACAACCAACACCACCAACACAACCAGCACCAACACCACCAACACAACCAACACAACCAGCACCAACACCACCAACACAACCAGCACCAACACCACCAACGCCACAAACACAACCAACACCACCAACACAACCAGCACCAACACCACCAACACAACCAGCACCAACACCAACACCACCAACGCCACCAACACAACCAACACCACCAACACAACCAGCACCAACACCACCAACGCCACAAACACAACCAACACCACCAACACAACCAGCACCAACACCACCAACACAACCAGCACCAACACCAACACCACCAACGCCACAAACACAACCAAUACCACCAACACAACCAAUACCACCAACACCACCAACGCCACCAACACAACCAACACAACCAACACCACCAACACCACCAACGCCACCAACACAACCAACACAACCAACACCACCAACACAACCAGCACCAACACCACCAACGCCACAAACACAACCAACACCACCAACACAACCAGCACCAACACCACCAACACAACCAACACAACCAGCACCAACACCACCAACACAACCAGCACCAACACCAACACCACCAAAGCCACAAACACAACCAACACCACCAACACAACCAGCACCAACACCACCAACACAACCAGCACCAACACCAACACCACCAACGCCACAAACACAACCAACACCACCAACACAACCAGCACCAACACCACCAACACAACCAGCACCAACACCAACACCACCAACGCCACAAACACAACCAACACCACCAACACAACCAGCACCAACACAACCAGCACCAACACCAACACCACCAACACAACCAACACAACCAGCACCAACACCCCCAACACAACCAGCACCAACACCAAUGCUACCAACACCACCAUCACCAUCACCAAAACCACCAUCAUCAUCAACUCCACGAACAUCACCAACACAACCAUGGGCUAG